AUGGAGGUUAUCAAUUUCUUUAGAACAGCAUCUGACCAUAAUAUGAUGAUUUUUGAUACUGAUAUGAAGAAUGAUAGAAGGAAGAAGAGGUUUCAGUUUGAUAGCUCUUGGGUAAAAUUGGAGGGAGCGAAAGAAGCAGUUCCGGUUGGGUGGCAAAUCUCUGUGGAAGGGUCUCAGAUGUACCAAGACCUCUUGAUUGCAGGAGGUUGUAAUUGGGAUUCCAAUCUGGUAAAUGCCAUAUUUGUUGCUGAGGAUGCUGAGAAAAUUCUGCAAAUCAAGACUCUGAAUCCAAGGAAAUCUGAUAUGUGGAAUUAUUCCUUUGUGGCUAAUAAGAAGUUUUCAACAUGCUCAGCUACACCACUAGAGCCACCGGCGGUGCCUCCCAUUCGUAGCGAAAACCGAUGCAUGCGACAAGAGCUACGUGCACAUGAAGGUGUGGGUCAUUCUGCAAUUCGGGAUCAUCGUGGGCUCCGUGGCGGGCCUCGUUAG
Molecule: messenger RNA, 489 nt
Organism: Striga asiatica
Lineage: Eukaryota; Viridiplantae; Streptophyta; Magnoliopsida; Lamiales; Orobanchaceae
Source: the annotation of a GenBank genome assembly